AUGUUUCCUAAUUUACAAUAUUUAAAUUUUGGUCGAUCUUCAAUUUACGAUGAACGAUUAUCCUUUGGUGGAAUAUUUAUAAAUGUUCGUAAAGUAUCAUUAUAUAAUGAACGUCCUUUUGAACAUGAAUUUUUCCUUCGAAUUGAGAAAUCAUUUCCAUUCAUGGAAGAAUUAACUAUACGUAAUCAUGAACAACAAAUUAAUAAACAAUUUAGAAAAUCAAAAAAUGAAAAUCAAGAUUUAUCAAUUAUUAAAUAUCCUUAUCUUAAACAACUUGAUCUUAUUCAAACGUGCAUAGAUUAUUAUGAACAAUUCUUAUUCGAUACUAAAAUGGAUUUAGCAUUUGGUGUUCGUGUUGGUAUGAUGUUUGAACUAGUGAAAGAAGUGACACAUAAUUUCACAAGAAAUAGAACAAGAAAUAAUUGUGCAAAAAUUAAUUAUGUAAAUUUAUGUACAGGAAUACAAUAUGCUGGAUAUUCUGACAACUUUUCUGGUGGAAAACAACAACUUCCUGAAUAUAUAAAAGACUAUUUUCCUUAUACACAAAUAGAUUGA
Molecule: messenger RNA, 555 nt
Organism: Rotaria sp. Silwood1
Lineage: Eukaryota; Metazoa; Rotifera; Eurotatoria; Philodinida; Philodinidae
Source: the annotation of a GenBank genome assembly